Messenger RNA from Aspergillus terreus NIH2624, 969 nucleotides. RefSeq names its product HpcH/HpaI aldolase/citrate lyase family protein. The transcript has 3 exons. Gene Ontology annotation, biological process: oxaloacetate metabolic process. NCBI's taxonomy places the organism in Eukaryota, Fungi, Ascomycota, Eurotiomycetes, Eurotiales, Aspergillaceae. Gene Ontology annotation, molecular function: catalytic activity; magnesium ion binding. Bases 1 to 969 code for a protein of 322 amino acids. The record is from RefSeq and is a predicted model, not a curated record.
AUGGCAUCCAGAAACACCCUGCGCCGCGCCCUCCUAUACAUUCCGGGAUCGUCGCAGCGAUUUAUCGACAAGUCCCGCACCCUGACCGCCGAUUGUGUCGCCUACGAUCUGGAGGACAGCGUGACUCCGCACAAGAAAGCGGAAGCCCGCUCUUUGGUGCGGAGAGCGCUGGACCAGCCCGCGCCGACUGGCAUUCUCGAGCGCGCAGUUCGUAUCAACUCCGUCGACAGUGGCCUGGCGCUCGCUGAUCUGACAGAAGUCCUCCAAUCCCCCAAUCUGUCCACAAUCGUGAUUCCCAAAGUCAACUCCGCAUCAGACCUCACCUUCGUCACGGACGUCAUCACGCACACGCUCUCACAGCUGCCUCCAUCGCAAACCACGUCGCGCCCGCCCAUCUCGCUCUUGGCUCUUGUCGAAUCGGCCAAAUCCCUCACCAAUCUGAGCCAGAUUUGUGCUGCAUCACCCCUUCUCCAGGGCCUGAUUUUCGCUGCAGAGGAUUUCGCCCUGGAUCUUAGUCUCACGCGGACGCCGGCCCUGACGGAAUUCCUUUUCGCUCGGUCUGCCAUUGCCACCGCCGCUCGCGCUGCCAACCUCCCCUCAACCAUCGACUUGGUCUGCACGACAUACAAGUCCGACAAAGCUGACGGGUCUCCGCCGGCGGUGCUGCAGCAAGAAUGCCGCGACGGCAAAAAUCUGGGAUUCAACGGCAAGCAGUGCAUUCACCCGUCUCAGGUAUCGACUGUGCAGCAGAUCUUUGGUCCGGAGCUGGAGGAAGUGCAAUGGGCGGUGCGGGUAACUAUUGCGGAUGACAAGGCCGCUAAAGCGGGUCGCGGUGCUUGGACUCUAGAUGGGAAGAUGAUCGACAUCCCAGUCGCUGAGAAAGCUCGUGCGAUUGUGAAAAAGGCUGACGCCUGUGGCUUCAACGUCCAGGAGCUGCGUGAGAAAUGGCAGCACCAAGAGCCCGAGUAG